UGGGCAUCCGAAAGCUUACCAACAGAAGAUAACAAUGUUGAGGAGAUCUUGAUCCUUUGCCGAAAAUUUUUGGUGCAUAAGAAUCUUUUGAAUUGGGCAAACCAUUACAGAGAGCUUGCCUUCAAAAAGGCAAAGCGGGCUCGUGAGACAUAUUUACCUGAGCCGUUAACAUCGACUAAAACUCUUGACUACAUAAAGUAUAACAAUCAGACUCCUGCAAAACCAAGAAGGCCUAGGAAGAAUGAAGAAGUCAACAAUGUUUGA
Messenger RNA from Paraglomus brasilianum, 264 nucleotides. Lineage: Eukaryota; Fungi; Glomeromycota; Glomeromycetes; Paraglomerales; Paraglomeraceae. The record is from the annotation of a GenBank genome assembly.